CCUGCAGCACUUGAGAACAACUUGUGUGACACUUCGGCUCGUGACACUUUUCUCAUUUUAUCUGCAGAAGAACAAGACGAUCUUUCCUUCCUCGAGCUCUAGUUUGGAUUCUCUGACCUGUUCUCCUGCAGGACCCCGUCCUCCUCCUCCUCCUCCUCCUCCUCCUCCUCCCGGGCCCCCCGUCCCCGCCAUGGGCUCCGUGCUGCCCCCCGCCCCCCUGGGCCUGAAGUCGGGCUUCAAGCCGCAGCAGCCGCUGUCCCUCGCGGACAUCAUCACGUCGGACAUCCUGCACAGCUUCCUGUACGGCCGCUGGAGGCACGUGCUCGGCGAGCAGCACCACCUGCACGGCCUGCACCACCUGCACCACCUGCAGCACGAGGACCGCGCUGCUCCCAGCGCGAGCCCCAAGACCGCGUUCACCGCCGAGGUGCUCGCGCAGUCCUUCUCCGGAGAGGUUCAGAAGUUGUCGAGUCUGGUUUUACCGAGUGAGGUGAUCAUCGCUCAGAGCUCCGUCCCAGGAGAAGGUCUGGGUAUCUUCUCCAAAACGUGGAUCAAAGCGGGGACGGAGAUGGGCCCGUUCACCGGCCGCCUGAUCGCCCCCGAACACAUCGACCUGUACCGGAACAACAACCUGAUGUGGGAGGUGUUCAACGAGGACGGGACCGUCAGGUACUUCAUCGACGCCAGCCAGGAGGACCAGAGGAGCUGGAUGACCUACAUCAAGUGUGCCCGCAACGAGCAGGAGCAGAACCUGGAGGUGGUCCAGGUCGGCAGCAGCAUCGUCUACAAGGCCGUCGAGACGAUCCCCCCCGACCAGGAGUUGCUCGUCUGGUACGGAAACUCUCACAACACCUUCCUGGGAAUCCCUGGAAUUCCGGGAGGAGACGAGGAGCAGAGCAAGAAGACCAAGACGGAUGAGUUUCACACCAGUGAAGGAUCCUCGUCCUCCUCCUCCUCCUCGUCCUCCUCCUCUUCUUCCUCCACCUCCUCCUCCUCCUCAUCCAGCCUGGGACGCAUGCGCUGCGUCAUCUGCCACCGCGGCUUCAACUCGCGCAGCAACCUGCGCUCGCACAUGCGCAUCCACACGCUCGACAAGCCCUUCGUGUGCCGCUUCUGUAACCGCCGCUUCAGCCAGUCGUCCACGCUGCGGAACCACGUGCGGCUGCACACCGGCGAGCGGCCCUACAAGUGCCACGUGUGCCAGUCGGCCUACUCGCAGCUGGCCGGGCUGAGGGCGCACCAGAAGAGCGCGCGGCACCGACCCGCCGGGGCCGCCGCCGGGGCUGCCGGGGUGCAUGGUGCUCGCUCCCCUCCUCCUCCUCACGGUCCUCCUCCUCCUCACCCGCCGCAGCUCUCCUCCAUGCCUCACCCGGCGUCUCUGGUCCACCACAUCCCCACCAUGGUGCUGUGAUGGGAGGCUACAGGCUGAGAGAGAGACAGGUAGAAAGAGAGGGAGACAAAGAGACAGACAGGGAGGCAGAGACAGGUAGAAAGACAGAGAGACAAGGAGACAGAGAGACAGACUGGCUGAGAGAGAGAGACAGAUAGACAGACCGAAAUCCUCUAAAAUGUCCAGAACUUUGUAAAAUUUGACAUGUUUCUUCGUUCAAACACGGUGACUCACGUAAUAAAACUGUUGCAUGAUGGGUAAUGGGGUUUGCCGGUAUAACCCUGUGUCUGCAUGCUACCGGUUCCUUGUUUAAAGGUUUGUGACGUGUGUGCAUUGAACACUAGAAGGCUUCUGCUGGAUCGUCCUGUCGGUCACUUGCUAACACAUUAGCACGCAUGAUGCUAAAGCUCAAGCGAUGCUCUGGGGCUAACUAGCAAAACAGUUUCGACCAACGUAAGAGCGAGCUAACGUAUCAGAGUCCACUUUACUGAAGCCGCUGGUGUCCAUGUGAAUGAUACUAGUCCUGAAAUGUUUCCACCGUUAGCAAUCUAACCAGCUGGUUUGCUAGCAUGCUAGUUAGCUUUGAAUGCUAGCUCAGUAUAUCUUGUAGCCACAACGUCACUAAGUUAAUGCAAUGUUUGUAUGCAUUUUUCAAGUAUUAUCGAGCUGCGCUCCCACUUAAGCAUACUAGAGCUAUAGUAGCCUUAGCUUUAGUAACACUUCUCAUAAAUGUUGUGGAGUAACUCUGCGCACUAAUAUUUAAGUUAGCUUGACUGGUGAUAGAAGUGAUGCUACACCCAUGGCAAAAGCAAACUCAAUGCUAAUCUAUUAGCACAAUGUCUCGUAACAUUGGCUGUAUGCUAAUAUGUUAGCAAGAGUGAACGACCAGCCUGUCGCCUAAAUCUGGUCACCUGAUUCAUUUUAAAGAAGCUCAUAGCUAUUUAAACCAUGUAAAUUCCUAAGUGUAACAUAUUCUAUCAAUAUUAAUAUCAUUAGUCCCUCAUGUCCGUGCGGGAAAGACCCAAAUUGGGUCUCUGGCAAGUUCAAUGGAAACCUAUGUUAAAAAACAUAAAACAAAAAAUUCUAGUAUCUUUAAUGGUUCUACAUGAUUUGUUUCUGAUUUUCUCAAUGAAUAUCUUGGUAAAUAAUCAUAUAAAUAAAUCGAAAGUUUGAUGGGUACCAUUAGCUUCAAAGAAAAAGAAUAUAAACACGCCCAGAAUAUAAUUCAACCGUCACUUUAUCUCUGUAUAUGUAUGAGUUCCCUUAUGACACGUGUAUUGGUAUAAGAAGUAAGUUGACUUCUAUAAAGGACAUUGUAUUUGAGCCUCUGUGCUCCUAAUAAAGUAUUUACCUUCA
Messenger RNA from Pungitius pungitius (ninespine stickleback), 2746 nucleotides. It is a transcript of the gene prdm12b, whose product is annotated as PR domain containing 12b. Gene Ontology annotation, biological process: neurogenesis; regulation of gene expression. NCBI's taxonomy places the organism in Eukaryota, Metazoa, Chordata, Actinopteri, Perciformes, Gasterosteidae. The transcript has 6 exons. Gene Ontology annotation, molecular function: histone methyltransferase binding. The record is from RefSeq and is a predicted model, not a curated record. Bases 191 to 1411 code for a protein of 406 amino acids. Gene Ontology annotation, cellular component: nucleus.